GUCUAACAAAACUGUAAGUGGUAUUAUAAAAUCACACAUCAUUUACGUUUAACUGUAACACGGAAGUAGUGUGAUUCUCUUGUCACUUUUUCUCUGAUUAAGGCAGCCAUCAAACUCAGCCAACAAGAUAUUCCGUGACGACCCACAGCAGAGAAGAAAGAGAAUAGAAGGAGAGUAGACUAACCUAUAAUGGUUUACUUUUAUAAAUUUUGACUUGGAUGGAGAGUUGUCUCAUUGGCACUCAUACCGCAUCUUCUUAUAUCUAAGUAUUUUUAGUUUAUCAUGAAGUACGAUGAAUCACUUCCUUAAACUGUAUUACGCAUUCUAUCUGACAAUAAUUAUUAAUUGUACAAGAAGAAAAGUUUAUCAAAAUGAAAAUGUAAAUAUAAAUAGAACUUCAUCAUACUGCAAAGUAUUAAAUACGUCAUUCGUAUGUGAUGGGGAAAAAAACGAUGAAAAGAAUACCAGUUAUUCCGCGCAAUAUCACCAGACUAACUAUACGAAAUGGUAAUUUUUCUCAUGUAAACCGGGAAACGUUUGAUAACGUAGAAAACAGUUCAGUUACAAUUCUGAAACUAAAAAACUGCAUGAUACAAUUCAUAAGUAAAGAUGCUUUCAAAGGGCUCAGCAAAGUGGUUGAAUUUGAUUUGUCCGGUAACAACGGACUUGUUCCUGAAGUUAUUGCUGAGAGUUUACAUAGUCUGUCUGUUUCAAGAAUAAAAAGGCUAUAUUUAACACAUAUGGAAUUGACAAACUUGCCAAAGAACAUGUUUGCCGGGCUUAUAUCGACAAAUGUAUCUGAGAUUUAUCUUAAUAACAAUUUUAUAAAGUCCCUAGAUGGAGAAAUCUUUAGGGAAUUGAUUCACUUGCGCAAGCUAGAUUUGUCAUGGACAGGAAUUUCUGACUUGAACUAUAACUUUACAGGGUUAUCCAGCUUAGAGACGUUGUCACUCUCUGGAACAUGGUUUUCGAAAUUCCCAAUAUUUUGCAAUGGAAACCAGAGCUAUCUUCCGAAUUUGAAGCAACUUGAUUUAGAUUUCAGUAAAAUAGACUCUCUGUAUACUCCUUUGAAGUGUUUAGAUAAUUUAAGAACUCUUAAUUUAAUGGAAUUAUCUCUUCGUCUACUUUACAACAACACCUUUUCAAAGCUGUGGUCUUUGGAAAAGUUAAAUUUGGAUCGACUUGGGUCACAGUUUAGAAAAAUAGAACCUGGAGCUUUUAAUAGUAAAUCCUUAAAAAAUCUGACGUUUUCCGUCACUAGCAGCUUUGCUUUUAAUACCACUAACAUUAGAAAAUUUAAACUCCAAUCACUUUUUUCGAAUUGCAAUCAGUUGGAAUAUCUUGACUUAUCUGAUAAUAGAUUUCAAUUAACUGAAUCUUACUGGUUAAAACUUUUUAAACCAUUGAAACGAUUAAAGGAACUUAGACUAAAAAAUGCAAAAAUUCAAUAUUUACCAACUUUCAAACAAAACGUUUUCCCUGUGUUACAAAAACUUAAUUUAGCUUCAAAUAGAAUAUCAUCGUGGGAAGAAAGUAAACCUUUUAAUGAAAUAAAAUCUUUACAAUUUUUAAAUAUUCGAGGAAACCGUAUUUCUUUAAUCAACAAAACAUCUUUUCCCGAAACAUGGAAUAACGGUAAUGGAUCUUUUAGAACACUUCUGUUAGUGGGUAAUCCGUUUUCUUGUACCUGUGGAAUAGCAUGGCUAAGACAAUGGAUGGAGACAACCGACUCGAAAAACAUAACCACAGACAAAAACAUAUGGAGAUGUUCUAUUUCAAACUCUAAAGUACUGGAAUAUCACCCCAUGCAGACUUUUCCAUGCUUAGUUACAUAUAUUGUAUCUUCGUUGAUGGCUCUCUUAGCAAUAUUAGUGACAUCGUUUAUUUGCUAUAUAUUUAGAUUUCAAAUAAAACUUAAACUCUACCGGUGUAAAUCGAGGAGAGAUGGUUAUAACUUAAUAUCAAACAAAGGAUAUGUCUUUGAUAGUUUCAUAGCAUAUAGUUAUAAAGAUCUCAAUUGGGUAAAAAACCACCUUAUUCCAAAACUUGAGACGCAGCAUCAUCUUCAACUUUGUAUACGUGAUCGUGAUUUCCGACUAGGGACAGUGUUUUCAGAUCACAUAACAGAAAAUAUUGAAGCAAGUAGAACAUUUCUUCUUGUACUGUCAGACAAUUUUGCAAGAGACAAGUGGUGUAAGUUUCAGCUUGACAUUGCAAAUCAUAUUGGGAUUUCUAGAGGAGAUUUGUCUAUUAUACCUAUUAUAUUGAAUGAUAUAAGUUUUAAUUCCUUAAAUGAAUCAAUUUAUAAUGUAAUAAACAACACGGAUUGCAUGGUAUGGUCAGAAGAUGGACCAGCGUCAGAAUUAUUCUGGACAAGAAUAGUAGAGUGUAUUCCUUCAAGUUACUCCAGGAAUGAAAUUCGCGACUCCUCCGCAAGCUUUUCAAUACAGACCUUUGAUUCUGAAAUUCUGACGUAAUAAAAUUAAUUUUCAGGUUAAUUUUAUUUGAUAUUUCAUUGACAAAUUACAAUCUUUCUUCAAAUGUGUGUUGUAAAAGUUUAAAGAUUAUUUAGCUUAUAUAUACUUUCGGGCAUGUAAACGAACUUAUAAAUAAAAAUAUAUAGUAAAAUAUGAAGCAAUAUAUACACCCAGGCACUGGCAGAUGGCAAAAUUCCUGAGUCAGCCAGAAUCGCCACCAUUGCAAAAAAUAUUAUUUAGAAGGAUAAGACAGACACAAGAAGAAAGACGGAGAAACAUAUUUAACUAUUUGAACCAAAUAAAAUAUGCUAUAUAUUCUCUCCAUAAAAAAGACACCACAUUCCAGAUAGAAAAAAAUUAUGUAAAAAAGGAGGUUCAUCAGAGAAGCAGGUUUUCAUUCAGCAGGGAUUUAUUUGUCUCUGACAGGAAAUGUUAUUCUGACUUGGAAGUAUACACAUUGGACCGUAUUGGAAAGGCUCCGACAGCUACAGAGAACAAGAAAAUGGCCACAUACGCCAAAAAAUCGGUAUAGUCUUCAAUGGAGACCGAAAUUGAGGAAAGCGUUACUACAAUCUACAUCUGUCUCGGCAAUUCAGUUGCCAAGACAACCUUUCAAAGGCUAUGUGGAUACUGCUACAGACACACAAAGAGACACGCCAAUGUAUAUGAUUUAGCGGACGGUAAUACUCUACAGCGACGCGAUAGAACACAAAAAUAUAUAUUGUUUUGAAGUCAAUAUCAACACGAAGAAAUGGCUGGGUAUAUACAUACCACCCUCUGUAACUCGCAAGGAUUUUACUUAAUAUUUUACAAAUACCCUUGACAAAAGAAGUGUUAAAUCAUACAUAAAAAGUAGUCAUUUUACUGCACCAGAUGCGCAUUGCGACAAUUAUUGUCUCUUCAGUGAUGCUCUAGACCAAAAUAUUUAAAAAUCGAAGAGCUGAUCAAACCUAAAAUGACCCAAAGUGAAGACAAAUCCGGACAAGGAAUCAGAAAUUUGCAGGAGGGAGAUAUAAUCCUUAAUUCAAAAUCAUUUCUAAAUUUUAUAACAGCAAAUACCAAAUAAAUCUGUAAAGGAUGUUGUUUUAUGUGACUUGAAUUUUCAUAUAAAUUUCAUAUUUUCAUAA
Mytilus californianus (California mussel) is the source of this 3604-nucleotide messenger RNA. RefSeq names its product toll-like receptor 3. The transcript is spliced from 2 exons. Gene Ontology annotation, molecular function: protein binding; transmembrane signaling receptor activity. Gene Ontology annotation, biological process: toll-like receptor signaling pathway; immune response. Gene Ontology annotation, cellular component: membrane. The record is from RefSeq and is a predicted model, not a curated record. NCBI's taxonomy places the organism in Eukaryota, Metazoa, Mollusca, Bivalvia, Mytilida, Mytilidae. Bases 438 to 2477 code for a protein of 679 amino acids.